Messenger RNA from Microplitis mediator, 1336 nucleotides. RefSeq lists its product as uncharacterized. The coding region runs from base 115 to 1260 and encodes 381 amino acids. The transcript has 6 exons. NCBI's taxonomy places the organism in Eukaryota, Metazoa, Arthropoda, Insecta, Hymenoptera, Braconidae. The record is from RefSeq and is a predicted model, not a curated record.
GAAAUAAUUUUUCAAGCAGACCAUUCAAGAAAACUUCUCAACUUUGCUAAGUUUUUAUUUACUGUGCUCUAUUCGUAUAACCCCAUUGCCAUUUUACGCUAAACUAGAAACGUUAUGAAUUAUUUUCACAUAUCCAAUCUUACAAUAUGGAUACUUACAAUCGUUAUUCACCUUAAUAUGGUAUCGGUAAUAUCAGAAUUAGUUCCCAUCCAAAAAAGUGAUCCACGUGAAUGGCAAGAUAAUGGAGCAGAAGCCAACUUCCUGGUAUUCAAUAGCAUAUACGCAGUAUCUAUCGAUGAAGAACUAUUGACUGUGAGUGGAUAUUCUACUGGUAAAUGUGAUCAAUUUGAGCCAAGUCGUAAGUUGAUUGCAGCUGAUUUACCUUAUCCAAAUAAAUGCCCAGGAAUAAUUCAUUUUUGCUGGUUCAAAGCAGAAAGCGAAAGACGGCAAGCAGCGGCAAAAAAGAAGGCUGAUUUAGAUUGUAAAUUCGGGUGUACCAAUGACGGAUAUAAUGCUCUAAUUCAAGCAUCGAUAGACUACAAUUACGUUGGUAACAAUUGUUCCUGUCUUUGCGAACGUUAUUAUAAUUAUAAAAACAAUCCGCGUGGUGAUCUGAUUGAUUCCAUUUGUUAUGAUCCAGUUUCAGUUGAUGACGGCUAUGUUGCAACUGGCGUGAGAUUUAAAAAACAUAGUAAUAUAGUUUAUCUUGAACUUCAGCAAGGUAUAUUAUCAGCUGGACAAAUUGAUCCCAAUACUUUGAAGUGGACAACUGCUAAUAACUGUAAUUUAACAAAGAAAGUGAUUUCUGAUUUCCGAAGCAACAAUCUCUAUGAGUCACAUGAUGUCAUAUUAGAAGAUAUGACUUUACCAGAAAAUGCAGUUGUUACAGGUGUUACAUUGGGUAAAUCAUUGCGCGGCCGUAUUAUUAAUGACGAUGGCGAUUUCAAUGAUGAUAUGGAUGAAAUCGUAAAAAGUAGUCAAUGCGAUGAAAGUACCACUGACUUUUUGCAAACUUAUUCAAAUCUGCCAUCUACGUCUUUGAUAGGAAGGAAUACCGAACUUAGUAAAUCAUGCGAACAUAGAAUUGUAUUUAUUUCAACUGGAGCGAGUUCUGAUUAUAUGCAACACGUUGUUCCGUAUGUUGAUUUACAGGAGAUCGUUACCGAUCAAAAAUCCCCUGAGCCUCUUCGCGGAAUCGGUUGGUAUUAUCGCGGUUAUCCUGGUUAUGGAGGAUAUUUGGCUCUAAAGAUUUUCAAAUAAUUGUAAAUAUCGGCAAAAAAAAAAUAAAUGUCUUCACUGAAUAACAGCAAAAUAAAUAAAUUUUAAUCAACAUAAA